Molecule: messenger RNA, 3777 nt
Organism: Venustampulla echinocandica
Lineage: Eukaryota; Fungi; Ascomycota; Leotiomycetes; Helotiales; Pleuroascaceae
Product: ARM repeat-containing protein
Exons: 11
Coding region: 1-3777 (1258 amino acids)
Biological process (GO): RNA export from nucleus; protein export from nucleus
Cellular component (GO): cytoplasm; nucleus; RNA nuclear export complex
Molecular function (GO): nuclear export signal receptor activity; RNA binding
Source: RefSeq, a predicted model, not a curated record
AUGCACGGCUCUAUGAACGGCGAUUCGGCGGUGGGGGCGAACUCGGUGACUGCUCUUCUUGCUGAGCGAGCGAACGGCAGUAGCACAAACAUGCUCUCUCAAAUCCACGAAGCCCUCGAAGUCGUCCAUGGCCCCUAUUCUUCCAACGAGUCCCGUCGGCAAGCGUCCUCAUUUCUUGAGGAACUGAAGGUCAACGACGAAGCUCCCUACCACGGCUUUACUUUAGCCUCCGACUCUGGCCAACAAGCCGUUGUUCGCCACUACGCCCUCUCCCUUCUCGAAUAUGCGAUCAGACACAAGUGGGCGGAAUAUUCGGACGAGCAAGCAGCUGCGUUGAGGCAAUGGGUACUGGACCUCUCGCGGAAUAUCUCCGCUGAAGAUCCGUUAUAUCUGCGAAACAAGACCGCACAAUUAUGGGUUGAGAUUGCAAAGAGGAGCUGGGCUGCGGCAUGGCUUGACAUGGAUGAGCUGCUCGUACAGCUCUGGAAUCUUCCCGGGUCCGUGGUACAUAAAGAAUUUGUGCUGUUUGUCCUCGAAACUCUCUCUGAUGAGGUCUUUAACGGGGACGAUACCGUGGCUAUUCUGCGGGAGGGAGCCUUGAGCAAGGCUUGCGUAGAGAUCUUCACACCUGCGAUCGUACUAGCUGAGCAGUUUCCAAAUCGCCAAGUUGGAACGUCUGUUAGAUACGGCGAGGAGGGUUGGUUAGUCCGUCUAGGCGAAUUGCUCAAUCAGUGUCUAGAGACCGAUCUCCACAAUAAUUCGCAAUAUCAGAGCUGCGCGGUGAAGGCUUUGGCAGUUUAUAAAUCUGUCAUGCCUUGGGCUGUGCCAAGGGCCAUUGCGAGUGCCUCAUGCGUUCAGCAUAUGUGCAAGAGCCUUGCUGCAUCAAGCGUCGCCGUGCAACUGGCAUCUGUCGAAGCACUUCAUGCCUUGUAUUGCCGGAGCCAGUUUCGAGAUGAGGAAUUCGUGUCUCUCGUUUGUCCUAUGUAUACUAGCCAAAUGGUGGACUUGCUCCGGAAGCUAUACGAAUGGUCUGUUGUGGAUCCUCACAACAUCGACGAUGAGAAAUACCUCUUUGCCAAGAAGUUCUCAGAGAUGAUGUCAAACCUUGGAACUUUCAUUGAGCAAAAGAUAUCGGCCAUCCCAGAAGACUGUGAUCUUCCAAACCUAUUGAACCUUUUCCUUGGUAUUAGUCAAAGUCCAAGUUUUGUCGUCUCGAUACCCAUUCUCGUUACAUGGACACGGUUGCUACGUUCCAAUACCAUCGCGGAUUCUCCUACUAUCACCACAUUAAUUGCUCCCCUGCUCGAACUUUGCCGUUCAAGACUAAUACGCUAUGAGAGCAUCCCUGAAGAUUCAGAUGACCCCUGCAUGGUCUUUUUGCUGGAGGAUAUUGACACAAUACCUGAGCGACAUGCUUUUCUUGGAAAUUACAGGCGGUAUUGCAUCCAGAUAAUCGAGCUUAUUGUUCGUCAAAAGCAAUCUGAGGCUAUCUACCAUAUAUUAGGCCAAAUUGACCAGUCGAUACAACACCUUUACGAUGGCCAACCUCCAUUUUCUGCUGAUAAAUACUCUAAAAGCUCCAUGGCUCUAUUGCGGCUAGAUGCUCAUUUCGCUGUUGUUGAAGCGGCACUGAAAGGAUAUAUGAAAUGGCGUGCGGUACACGGGUCAAAGCUGCAGGAAGAUGACCAAGAGCGUGUAAAUAUCGAGACCAAUCUCGAGGCAUGGUGCGACCGAUUGUUGGAGCUAAACUUUGAGGACCCCCUUAUCCGGAAGAGAAUAAUGCAGCUUGCCGUUGCCUUUUCAACCACUGCUUUAGACAAGAAAGUUGGCUUUAUGCUGAAAGUCCUUGAGCAUAUUCUCAUGAGCCAGCUGGCCGAGAGGCCGGAACACCCUGUUUACACAGAAGCUGUAAAAGAACUUCAAGCUGACAGCAUGCAUGAGCUGCAACGAUUAGCGAUCAAGAUGCCGGAUCAAUUAUUAGAUGUAUACGAACAACUUGAGGCUAAGAUUAAUGAAAUUAUCGCAUCUGGGACACUUGACAACAAAAGACAAGUCUCCUAUCAAACAUUUCUGUUCACAAUCAUUCACCGUGCCACAACUAUCGAUCCGGGUCUCCGGCUGCAGAAACUCCAGAGCUUCAUUAACCCAGUCCAGCAACUCUGGCAAAAUCCCGCAAUUGACCACUCACUCUCUAGUUUUGACGGCUUUUGCGAUAUGUUAGGAUUAACUGACGUUCGACACUAUCUUGUCAGUCGGCGAGUUCUUGAAAUCCAAGACUGGGCACAUUAUCAACUCGAUGCUGAGGGGCAGGCUUUGCAAAGCCAGCUGGAAGAGCGAUUAAAGACACUUCCUUUACGAACCACAAAAAGCUUUCUUGCCUGUUCAACAGACAAGAUCGAGAGAGAUACACCCGCCUACAAGGUUUCGUGUGCAUUAUGGCGCGAUGCCCUCCCCGUUAUACUUCCAAACUUGCUGAAGUUUCUAAGUAAUGCGCAUGCUUUCCAUAAUCCAGACAACUGGUCCGGACUUCCCCCUGAGAUGAGGUCCCUGGUAAGCCGCAUCCUCACGGACCGAUUCUGGCAAGCGGGAAUAUCUGAAGGCACGAAAGAAGAGUUCUAUGCCCGUGUCAGUGGAACCAAAUCUACGAUGGAGGGUUUCGCGUCGUCAAUCCGUGGGUCUGUCCGUACUAUUCGGGAGGCAUGCUAUUCGAUUCUGUGGUGUAUGAGUCGAUUAGAUGUCGACUUUUAUGGGUUCAGUGAACUCCCUGGACCACUUGCACAUGCUCUGUUUUCGGAUGCUCACUGCCUUUCCACCCAUCAAAUUAUCGCAUUGCUCAAUGUGGUGCGACUGAUGGUCGAUGAUUGUCCAGUUGAAGUUCGGAGCCAUUUUGUCCCCCCGAUUUUAGCGACUUGUUUUGCUCAGAUGGAUACCAAGAUUAGUUCGCAAUGGGAACGACUAGCCCAGAAGCAGGUAUCUCAGACCGGUGCUGAUAAUUUAACGGAAGAAAUGAAAGAGGAGAGCAUCUUGCGCCAGUUAACAUAUACUGCUGUUAUGAUGAUUGGUGGCUUCCUGGAUCCAGCACGAACAAAUCGGCAGGCUGGCUCACCUGAUGGCAAAGAAGCCUCGACUUACGGUGCGGAAGGCAACCCAGCCUCUGCUUACCCGUCGAUACGGAAGUUCUGCCUAACAUCCUCCACCAUUCUUGAACCGCUCCUCUUAUUUCUUUCCCACGCAAUACGUAUGCGUGAUAGCCGAAGUUGCAAUGUCGUGCUUCGAGUUUUCCGGUCCAUCGUUCCGGACUUUGCUGCAAGUCCACAGGACUCAGCCCUGUCCUCUUCCAUCCGUGAAUUCAUCAGCACCGACGUUUUGAAGGCGUGCAUCUCUUCUCUGAAUGAGCCUUAUUUCGUUGAUCAGCAAAAGGAACUCGCCCAAUUGAUCGCUUCGAUCCUCACUUCAUACUCACCGAGCACGGAAACCCCACGGGAAAUCCUAAUCAGUCUCCCGGGUAUCCAGAAGUCAUCAGUGGAUAAGUGCAUCGAUUACCUUACGCGACCCAGCAUGCAGCAACGCCAGCAACGGGCACUCGUGCUUGAUCUCCUUCGAGAUCUGAAAGGCGUCAGUAUCAGCGAGCAAGGCCGCAUCACCAAAUCCGCCUCUACCGUAAGGAAAGAACGGAGCAAGAUGCAGCAAGAGUUCAUGAAAGAGCAACCUAAGGCCGGGGAUCGCAGACCAAGCCCGAGUCUUGAUGGCGUGGCCGGGAUGUUCGCGGAGCAAUGA